AUGAGUAAAGAUCAAACAUCGUUGCCUAUCAUUGACAUAAGUCCAUUUUUAAUUAAUGAUUUAAAUGAUGGUCGCCAAGAAGAGAUUGCGUUACAAAUCCAUCGUGCAUGUCGUACAUGGGGCUUUUUCUAUGUUAAAAAUCAUGGUAUUCCUAUGAAAUUACAAGAAGAAUUAAUGGAAUUCAGUAGACAAUUUUUUUCACAGCCAUUAGAAAAUAAAAUGCAAAUAGCAAUGAGUAAGGGUGGUCGAGCUUGGCGUGGUUAUUUUCCAGUUGGUAAUGAGCUAACUAGUGGAAAACCAGAUGGCAAAGAAGGUCUUUAUUUUGGUACAGAAAUCGACGAUGAUAAUCAUCCGAAAAUUCGUAAUAAAGUACCAUUACACGGACGCAAUCAGUUUCCUUCUGUUGAAAAGAAUGAUAAUGAAUUUCGCCAUGUUAUAUUGACUUAUAUGACAGCGAUGGAAAAUCUCGGUCGUUCAAUAAUGACUGGCCUUGCACUUUCACUUAAGUUAGAUGGAAAUUUUUUCGAUAAAAAUUAUUUUCUUGAUGAGCCUACUUGUCUAUUUCGUAUCUUUAAUUAUCCAGCUUCAUUUUGUCAACAGAAAGGAAAUGAAAAUCUAUGGGGUGUCGGUGAACAUACUGAUUAUGGAAUGUUAACACUAUUAUUACAAGAUGAUAUUGGCGGUUUACAAGUUAAACUUGGCCAUGAUAAAUGGAUGGAAGCACCACCCAUAUCAAAUACAUAUAUAUGUAAUAUUGGUGAUAUGCUUGACCGAAUGACCGGCGGAUAUUAUCGAUCAACACUACAUCGUGUAAGUAAUUUAUCAACAUCACGUGAUCGAUUAUCAUUUCCAUUUUUUCUUGAUCCUCAUUGGGAUGCAGAAGUAUUACCGAUACCUAUGGACGAAAUCAUGAAAAUUGAUGAUGAUGCUGAAUAUCGAUGGGAUAAAGCAAGUGUGCAUAAAUUUACUGGUACCUAUGGAGAUUAUCUAUUGAAAAAAGUUAGCCGAGUUUUUCCAAAUCUUGCUGAAGAGCAAACUAUAAUUCAACCAAAUUCAUAUUAA
Rotaria socialis is the source of this 1062-nucleotide messenger RNA. Lineage: Eukaryota; Metazoa; Rotifera; Eurotatoria; Philodinida; Philodinidae. The record is from the annotation of a GenBank genome assembly.